AUGGCAGGCUCGACAGUGGAAGAAACCCUGUACAACAGGCAGCUCUAUGUCUUGGGAGAGGAAGCAAUGAAAAAGAUGGGUCAUUCAAGCGCUCUCAUUAUUGGAAUGAAGGGUCUGGGCGUUGAAAUUGCGAAGAAUAUUAUUCUCGCUGGAAUCAAGAAUGUUUCCAUAUUUGAUAACGAGACUGCAUGCAUUAAAGAUUUGUCGACAAAUUUCUACAUCACGGAGGAAGAUCUCGGUAAACCGCGUGCUGAGGUGUGUCUGCCGAAGCUCCGCGAUCUGAAUCCGUUCGUGAAUGUAACACGUCGCGUAGAGGAAAUUACAGAAGACUAUUUAAAAUCAUUCCGCGUCGUCGUUGCCACCAAUCUGCGGAACGACCAGCAAGAAACGAUUGAUGCGAUCUGUCACGCUAACAACGUUUGUUUCAUCGGAGUGAACAACUAUGGCCUCGCUGUUCGCAUUUUCUGCGAUUUCGGCGAGUCCUUCUACGUCAGCGACAUCGAUGAUUCCGAGCCCGGCACUGUCCUCGUCGGAGACAUCAGCAGAGACAAGGAAGGCCUGGUCACGAUCGCCGAGGACCGCCAUCCCUUCCAAAACGGCGACCUGGUCACUUUCUCGGAUAUCCGCGGGAUGGUCGAACUGAAUGGCUGCGCGCCACGCGCCGUCCACGUGCUCGGCCCCCAGCAAUUCACGAUCGGCGACACGUCCUCGCUGUCUCCCUACGAAUCCUUCGGCUGGUGCACGCUGGUCAAGCAGCCGAAAACCCUCCGAUUUUUGGAAUUGCGGAAAGCCAACCGGCAUCCCGCGGAUAUUCUCUACACCGAUUUCGGGAAAGAAGACCACGCCAUGGCUCUGCAUACCGCGGUUCUCGCGCUCGACCGUUUCAUGGCGCGGUUUGGUCACGUGCCGCGCCCGUGGAACGACGAAGACGCGGGAAUCUUCGUCAAAAUGGCGCGCGAAGUCAGCCAAUCAAUCGACGAGGAUUGCCGUCCCGCGGAACUGAACGAAACCGUCCUGCGAACCUUCGCUAUGACCUGCUGCGGCGAAAUCUGCCCGAUAACCGCGGCUUUCGGCGGAAUCGCGGGGCAGGAAGUGCUGAAAGCGUGCAGCGGGAAAUUCGCGCCAAUCAAACAGUUUUUGUACUACGACGCCUUCGAAGCGCUGCCUCCCCGCGGGGAUCAUGCGGAUUGCCGGGAGAUCGGGAGUCGGUACGACGGUCAAAUCGUGGUAUUCGGGGAAACCUUGCAGAAAAAGCUGGCAGAAUCGCGGGUAUUUUUGGUGGGCGCCGGCGCGAUCGGCUGCGAAAUGCUCAAAAACCUCGCGCUAAUGGGCGUCGGAACCGCGGGGGAGGGCGCGAUUGUGGUGGCGGACAUGGACCGCAUCGAGCGGAGCAAUCUGUCGCGGCAGUUUUUGUUCCGGAACACAGAUAUCGGUCAGAGCAAGGCGGGAACCGCGGUUCGUGCGAUCCGAUCGAUGAAUCCGCGCGUGCGGAGCGAGUUUUUCGAGACGAAGGUGGGUCCCGAGACGGAGAAUUUGUUCAGCGACGCGUUCUUCGAGCGAUUGACCUUCGUCUGCAACGCGCUGGACAACGUCGAGGCGCGCAAAUACGUCGAUUCCCGCUGCGUCCGCUUCGGGAAGCCGCUGCUGGAAUCCGGAACGCUGGGAACCCGCGGGAAUACGCAGAUCGUCGUGCCGUUCGUGACGGAGAGUUACGGUGCGACCAAUGAUCCGCAGGAGGAGAAGAUUCCGCUGUGCACGCUGAAGAAUUACCCGUACAAAAUCGAGCACACAAUUCAGUGGGCACGUGACGCCUUCGAGGGACUCUUCGUCCAAUCGAUGCACACGCUCGCCGCCUAUCGCGACACCCGCGGUUAUCUCGCCUCCGUCGCGGGGAAGCCGGACAUCCACGACGAAGCCGUGCGUCAGCUGCACGAAUUAUUGGUCGAUUCCCCGUGCGUUUCGUUCGACGAUUGUGUGCGCUGGGCCGCCAAAUUGUUCCGCGCCUUUUUCUACACCGAGAUCGAAAACAUCGUCGCCCAGUUCCCCGCCGACGCGGUGGACGCCAAGGGCAACAAAUUCUGGAGCGGCAACAAGCUUUUCCCGCGCUCUCUUCGCUUCGACCCCGCCGACGAAACUGCCGUCGCCUUCGUUGAAACUGCCGCGCUGCUCCGCGCUCAGACGCUCCAGAUUCCCGUGCACGAUAACCGCGGAAAAAUCAUCGAGAUCGCGUCCACCGUCGAGUUCCCCGCGGGACCCGCGGGACCCGCGCAGCCCGGAGAGUCGUCAUCCCCGCGGGAACUGGAGCGGCUGGAGCGCGAGCUGCCGAGUCCGGCGACAAUCGCGGGAAUGCGUUCGGUUCCAUUGGAAUUCGAAAAGGACGAUGACGGAAAUCGGCACAUCGAUUUCAUCGCCGCCUGCGCCAAUCUCCGCGCCCGGAAUUACGGAAUCACGCCGGUGGACCGGAACACGGUGAAGAAAAUCGCGGGGAAGAUCAUUCCCGCGAUUUCGACGACGACGAGCUUCGUGGCCGGCGCGGUGGCCGUGGAGCUUCUGAAGGUGCGAUCGGGUUUUGAUUCGAUCGAACGCUUCCGAAACUGCUUCGCGAACCUCUCCAUUCCCCUCGUUUGCUUCACCGAGCCCGGAGCUUGCGCCAAAUACCGCGCCUUCGGGAAGGAAUGGACGGAGUGGGACUCGGUGGUCGUGACCCAGGAGCAAGCGAGGACCAUCGGCGAUCUUAUUGAUUACAUCGAGGAAAAGUAUAAGGUGGAGGUCUCGAUGAUGAACUGCGGGGAAAAGCUGCUCUUUAUGGGGUUCGGAGCGCCUGUAAGGCUGUACGGGUGA
This is a messenger RNA of Blastocystis hominis, 2841 nucleotides long. RefSeq lists its product as hypothetical. The record is from RefSeq and is a predicted model, not a curated record. The transcript is spliced from 9 exons. Gene Ontology annotation, molecular function: SUMO activating enzyme activity. Gene Ontology annotation, biological process: protein sumoylation. Lineage: Eukaryota; Bigyra; Opalinata; Blastocystidae. Bases 1 to 2841 code for a protein of 946 amino acids. Gene Ontology annotation, cellular component: cytoplasm; SUMO activating enzyme complex.